This is a messenger RNA of Otolemur garnettii (small-eared galago), 2617 nucleotides long. It is a transcript of the gene LRRC45, whose product is annotated as leucine rich repeat containing 45. Gene Ontology annotation, cellular component: centrosome. The transcript is spliced from 17 exons. Gene Ontology annotation, molecular function: protein binding. The record is from RefSeq and is a predicted model, not a curated record. NCBI's taxonomy places the organism in Eukaryota, Metazoa, Chordata, Mammalia, Primates, Galagidae. The coding region runs from base 273 to 2285 and encodes 670 amino acids.
GGGACUGGGGCACGUGGACGCUCCUGCCUGCCCCCUCCCCCGCGCGCCGGUGGGCCCACGCACCCGCGGUGGCUCUGACUUCGGCGCUCCUUCUGCCUCUUGCCGGAGUGAGCCGGCCCUUCAGAACGUCCCGCUAGGGCCUUAAUUGCCUUCAUGCCAAGGGUCGACCCACACUGAGCGGCCCACUUUAGCGCUGCCCGCGGCGCGGGGCUUGGCGCCAGCCCCCACAAAAAAAAACUCACGCUGAGGCCUGGCCCAAGGAUCAUGCGGACAUGGAAGAUUUCAGGCGCUCCUACAGCCGCCUGUGCAAGGAGAGUGGGGCCAAGCCUCAGGAAGCUGUCCUGCAGCAGCUGCACCAGCUGCCAAGGGGCCGGCUGGACCUGACCACGCAGAGCCUGACGGUGGACACCUGCAGGGCGCUGGGCAAGCUGCUGCAGACGUGGGCUCUGCUGCGGGAGCUGGUGCUGAGUGACUGCAUGCUGAGCGAGGAAGGAGCUACACUGCUGCUCCAAGGGCUGUGCACUAACACCGUGGUGCAACUUCUGGACCUAAAGGGCAAUAACCUUCGAGCUGCAGGGGCUGAGGCACUGGGAAAACUCCUCCGACAGAACAAGUCCAUUCGGAGCCUCACUCUGGAGUGGAACAGCUUGGGUGCGUGGGAGGACGCCUUUGCCACGUUCUGCGGAGGUCUGGCAGCCAAUAGCACCCUGUGGCACCUGGAUCUCCGCAACAACCAGAUCAGCCACAAAGGUGCAGAGGACCUGGCCCUGGCCCUGAAGAACAACACUACCCUCCAGCAGCUGGACCUGCGCUGGAAUAACAUUGGCCUGCUGGGGGGCCGGGCCCUGGUGAACUGUCUCCCCAGCAACAAAACCCUGUGGAGAUUGGACCUGGCUGGGAACAACAUCCCUGGAGAUGUCCUCAGGGCUGUGGAGCAAGCUAUGGACCACAACCAGGACCGGCACACCACCUUCCAAGAGAACCAGGCCCGCACCCAUGUCCUUAGUAAGGAGGUCCAGCACCUCCGGGAAGAGAAGUCCAAGCAGUUCCUGGAUUUGAUGGAGACAAUCGAUAAGCAGAGAGAAGAGAUGGCACAGAGCAGCAGGGCAUCGGCAGCACGUGUGGGACAGCUUCAGGAAGCCCUAAAAGAGAGGCACUCUAUCAUCAAUGCCCUCAAGGCCAAGCUACAGAUGACCGAGGCUGCCCUGGCUCUGUCAGAGCAGAAGGUCCAGGACCUGGGGGAGCUCCUGGCCACAGCUGAGCAGGAGCAGCUGAGCCAGUCACAGAGGCAGGCCAAGGAACGCAGGCUUGAGCAGCAGGAAGCCACUGAGAGGGAAUCUAAGCUUCUUAAAGACUUGUCUGCUGCCAAUGAAAAGAACCUGCUUCUGCGUAACCAGGUAGACGAGUUGGAACGGAAGGUCAAAUCUCAGCAGGAGCAACUAUUCCUGACCAGGCAGGAGCUGACCAACACAUCGGCUGAGUUGAAGAUUCGGGCUGUCCAGGCCGAGGAGCGCCUGGACAUGGAAAAGAGAAGGUCCAAACAGAGCUUGGAGGACUCAGAAAACCUGCGCUUCAAGGAGGUGGAGCACAUGACACGCCACCUGGAAGAGAGUGAGCGGGCCAUGCAGGAAAGGAUACAGAGACUAGAGGCUACUCGGCUGUCCCUAGAGGAGGAACUGAGCCAGGUCAAGGUGGCGGCACUCAGUGAGCGCAGCCAAGCCGAGGAGGAGCUCGCCAAGGCCAGGAUCCAGGCCCACAAGGAGGAGCAGCAGCACCUGGCUCACCUGGAGGACAAGUUACGGCUGCUGACCCUGGCUCGCGAUGAGGCCCAGAGUGCCUGCCUGCAACAGCAGCAGAAGGUGGCAGAGGCCCAGGUCAGGGCCGGCCAGCUCAACCUGCAGGUGGAAGGCCUGCAGCGGCGCCUGGAGGAGCUACAGCAGGAGCUGAGCAACAAGGACCAGGAAAAGGUGGCAGAGGUGCACAAGGUGCGUCUGGAGCUGCAGGAGCAGAACGGCCGCCUUCAGGCCCAGCUGACAGCCCAGGAGGCACUGAGGGAGAAGAUGGCAGCCCUGGAACGCCAGCUAAAAGCUAUGGCACACGACCACCGGGAGGCGCUGCUGGACCGGGAGAGCGAGAACGCGUCUCUCCGGGAGAAGCUGCGGCUCCGGGAGGCCGAGAUCGCCCGUAUCCGCGAUGAGGAAGCCCAGAGGGCGAACUUCCUGCAAAACGCGGUCCUGGCUUACGUUCAGGGGUCCCCGCUGAGGGCCCUGAGCCCCCCGAAGUGAGGGAGGCCGUAAUCCCAGAACAGCAGCACUUGGGACGGCGCGCUGGGAUGAUCAGACGAGCUAGCCCCACAGUGUGGCCCCGAGGGCCUGAGCAUCCCUGCGGCUCUCCACCUGAGUGCCCGCCUCUCCCCGAGGGCCGCGCCCGGGAUGGACUCCUUCCAAAAGCAAUCCCAGAGAAUGACGUGCCUUAGAGAACUCAGUGGGGAGUAGACCCCGAGGAGCGCCUCCCCGCGUGUGCAAGCCUCACCUCUGCAAUGUAACCGCCUUUGACCAUGUAACCGCUGGCGCCGGGGUGCGCGCCGGAGUCCAGGAAUACAGCGCGUUGCACUCGG